Molecule: messenger RNA, 664 nt
Organism: Mya arenaria
Lineage: Eukaryota; Metazoa; Mollusca; Bivalvia; Myida; Myidae
Product: pregnancy-specific beta-1-glycoprotein 6-like
Exons: 3
Coding region: 82-573 (163 amino acids)
Source: RefSeq, a predicted model, not a curated record
UAACGGUUCACCGAAGAAGUACUUUCGAUUUAUAUAGCAAUGUAUUACUAAACUUCUUGAGUGUUAUUGUUUCAUACAAUUAUGUGGAUGUUGGAUGUAUUUGGUUUCCUUCUGGUAGUAUGUUAUGACGGUCCUGACAACGUGUAUUUGUACCCAUCAACCUCGUCCUACACGAUGACAGAAGGAGAUACCCUGGGAACAAUAACAUGUUCUGCCACAUGUAACCCGCCCUGUGCAUACACGUGGUCCAGAUCAGGAUCGACGGUUAGUUAUGCAGCAACACUGGACCUCGGUGAGGUGGAGAGAAUGGAGGCCGGUUUGUACGUCUGUAUGGCAAGGAACAUAGGGUCAAAUGUCUCUAAGAGUGGACAAAUUGUGAACGUCACUGUCAGAUACGGUCCCGACAACGUAUCUCUGUCACCUUCUACAACGGACUACAUGGUGACAGAGGGAGACAACCUGGCGGCUAUAACGUGUUCUGCCACUUGUAACCCGGCCUGUACGUACAUGUGGUCGAGAUCAGGCCCCAAUUUCUCGAAACGUCUUAAGUCCCUUAUAACAGGAUUAAGCUAAUCUCACUAUUUUUGUUGUUCUAUAAAAUGUGUUAUAUUAACGUCUUCAAGAAUUUUUAGAAAUUUUGUAGGAAUAAUCUGUAUGAUUAUCC